AUGAGGAUGACGUUGAUAGGCGACGGCAGUGGUGGUGGCAGCGGUGGUGAUAACGGCAAUGGUGGCACCGGUGGAGGCAGCGUAGUAGCAGCAGAUAGUGGUACUAGAACUGGGCAGCAGCAGCAGCAGCAGCACGAGGACACCGGUCGUUGUGGUAGUGGGGGUGGUGGAGGAACACGAAGUGGUGAGGCACGGGAACAGGAGGAACAGGGGAAGCGAGAAACCAGACGUUGGAGCGAAGGAGGCGUUAAAGAUCAAUCCGCUAAAAAGAAAGGUACAAAGGGAGGUGCUAAGAAGACGCUGGACGAUGCACUGCUGAUGGAUGGUGGAACUACAGUACGUCGCUCGAAGCCUUCCAAUAGCAGUAGCAGUAGCAACAGCAACAAGCGAUGGUCGAUGGUUGUCGUUGAUGGUGAUCGAUCGUCCUUUCGAGGUAGUAAGGACAAGGAUAAAGCUCACCAGCAGCGACGGCUUACACAAACGGACAACAUUACCAUCACAAGCACCACCACGAACGUUGCUACCCCAACUGGCAGCAACAGUGUGGUGGUGGUGGUGCCCGAUGAUGGUGCCGUGACAGCAGAGAAAGCCGCUGGUUAUAACAGCAUUUUCGCCUCCCUACUGCGGACUACCACACUUUAA
This is a messenger RNA of Anopheles darlingi, 642 nucleotides long. RefSeq lists its product as uncharacterized. NCBI's taxonomy places the organism in Eukaryota, Metazoa, Arthropoda, Insecta, Diptera, Culicidae. The transcript has 2 exons. Bases 1 to 642 code for a protein of 213 amino acids. The record is from RefSeq and is a predicted model, not a curated record.